Larimichthys crocea (large yellow croaker) is the source of this 6187-nucleotide messenger RNA. Its product is annotated as guanine nucleotide-binding protein G(q) subunit alpha. The transcript has 7 exons. Gene Ontology annotation, biological process: adenylate cyclase-modulating G protein-coupled receptor signaling pathway. Gene Ontology annotation, cellular component: cytoplasm; heterotrimeric G-protein complex. Gene Ontology annotation, molecular function: G protein-coupled receptor binding; GTPase activator activity; GTPase activity. The record is from RefSeq and is a predicted model, not a curated record. NCBI's taxonomy places the organism in Eukaryota, Metazoa, Chordata, Actinopteri, Sciaenidae. The coding region runs from base 844 to 1923 and encodes 359 amino acids.
UUGCGCACCGAGAGCUCCGGUUGAUAUGCUAUGUUAUGUGUGGCUUUCUUGGCUUUUUUUUUUUUUUUUUGAGCAGACAGAGAGAGAUAACUGUACUGUAUCCCAGCCUAGCGGAUUGGAGUGAAAGUCCGCCAUAUUCUGCCUUACCACGCCCGGGAGUCGAGCCAUUGGAAAAUAAAAAGCGACAGCUUUACGCAUGUGUUUUUUCUUUUUUUCCUCCCUGUUGCCCUCACCCACGGACGAUAACUUGAACAUAAGGGAUUUCGCUGAUUGAAAAAGACCAACAUUGAAAGACUUUCAGAGAGAGAGAGAGAGAGAGAGGGGAGGGAUAGAGAGAGAGAGAGGGGUGGCCGGGUACGGAUGGCAACGCUUAACGAGAUCACACAGAGCAGCACGGAGGAUGUGUCUUAGGAGGAUCUGUUGAUCAUAUUGAGAAGGAAAAGCAGAUUACACCAAUUAAGAUUGCACAGAUAUUCAACUCAAACCCGCUUUGGACACUUAUUUUGAAGCUGUCGAGAGGCAAAGAAAGUGCGAAAACGAAAGGGGGGAGGGGGUGGGAGGGGAGGGGGGUCAAUAAUUUCUCAAAUAUCUAUUUUUUUUCCUUUCCGGCACAAUCUGUGCGCUCUUCACACUCAUUAUAAAGGGCGUCCACGCGUUUAUUUCACCACAAACCGGGCCUGUAUGAGGACGAUAUUUUGCAUUCACAGGCCUCUUGUUUUUUUGUUUGUUUUUCCUUUUUACUCCGAUCUGAAAUCUGAAUGAAUCGCUAAAGAAAAGGAGGUGGAAAAGCAGAGAAGUGCGUAAAAACAAACAAAAAAAAAACAAAUAAAAAGGAGAGAGAGGAUGACCCUGGAAUCCAUAAUGGCGUGUUGCCUCAGCGAGGAGGCGAAAGAAGCCAGGCGGAUCAACGACGAGAUCGAAAGGCAGCUCCGCCGGGAUAAGAGGGACGCACGCCGGGAACUGAAACUGUUGCUUCUCGGCACUGGGGAAAGUGGGAAGAGCACAUUCAUCAAACAGAUGAGGAUUAUCCACGGCACUGGUUACUCAGACGAGGACAAAAGGGGUUUCACCAAACUGGUUUAUCAGAACAUCUUCACAGCCAUGCAGGCAAUGAUCCGAGCCAUGGAGACGCUUAAGAUCCCCUACAAAUAUGAGCACAACAAGGGCAACGCCAACAUUGUGAGAGAGGUGGAUGUAGAAAAGAUCGGCAUGUUCGAGAAUCCUUACGUAGACGCAAUUAAGAGCUUAUGGAAUGACCCGGGCAUCCAGGAGUGCUAUGAUCGAAGGAGGGAAUAUCAACUCUCAGACUCCACUAAAUAUUACCUGAACGCGUUGGAUCGGAUCGCUGAGCCUGCCUACCUUCCCACCCAGCAGGAUGUGUUGAGGGUUCGAGUCCCCACCACGGGCAUCAUUGAAUACCCGUUUGACCUGCAGAGCGUCAUAUUCAGGAUGGUGGAUGUUGGAGGACAGAGGUCGGAGAGGAGGAAGUGGAUCCACUGCUUUGAAAACGUCACAUCCAUCAUGUUUCUGGUAGCACUCAGCGAGUACGACCAAGUUUUGGUGGAAUCGGACAACGAGAACCGGAUGGAGGAGAGUAAAGCUCUGUUUAGGACAAUAAUCACAUACCCCUGGUUCCAAAACUCCUCGGUCAUUCUGUUCCUCAACAAGAAGGACCUGUUGGAGGAGAAGAUCAUGUACUCUCAUCUGGUUGACUACUUCCCAGAGUAUGAUGGUCCCCAGAGGGAUGCCCAAGCAGGGCGAGAGUUUAUCCUCAAGAUGUUCGUGGAUCUGAAUCCAGACAGCGACAAGAUCAUCUACUCUCACUUCACCUGUGCCACCGACACAGAGAACAUCCGUUUCGUCUUCGCCGCCGUCAAAGACACCAUCCUGCAGCUCAACCUAAAGGAGUACAAUCUGGUGUAGAGCAGAGCAGGGCCGACCAGCAGGAAGCCCUCAACACACACUGACUGACGCGAUCUGUGAAAAGAUACAUCAUACACACACAAGAAAAUCAGAGAAAAAAAAACGUCUAAUGGUUGCAUAAUACUAAUUUAUUUGCCAUUUGUUGAUCUCUUGGUCCCCGAGGGGUGACAAAAGUAAAUGUUAUCUUGCUAUUUAAGGAGUUAAUGAAAUAUAGGGAUGGAGGGGGGCAAGAUAUUUGGAAGGGUUGGGGAGGGAUUUGCUGCUGAAUAUGUACAGCAGCUAUCCUCGUUUCUAGGCUUUGCGCAUUUUUGACAGAGAAAGAAACUACUUUGUGCACUUGAGGUCAGUCUGAUACAUCAGAGCUGGAACAAAUGCAAUGUGCUCUCUCCCUCCUGCCUUUUUAUAAACGACAAGAAGAAGGAAAAAAAAAGGGUCUGAAUUCCUUAUAUCCCCUCCCUCCUUACCUGUCGGUUCAUUCUGAAGCUUCAUCCUGGGCAUUUACCUGUUUGCCCGACAGGAAAUGAUGUAACAGGUCUCUAAUUUACAGCUUGAACUUUUUCCUUCAAAGGACUGAUUGGCAAGUCUCUUCCUAUGUAGGCAUAAACUGUGAUUUUUAAAUUAUUUCACACUGAUUUGAUAUUGAUUGACUUCAAUCAUUUUUAUUAUUAUUAUUAUUAUUAUUACUACAUUGCAUUGCAUUGACUUUGGUACCAUCUGAUAAGUAGAGCAUGCAUCCUCCACAUUUUUUGAGGGGGGGUAAUCCAAGUCGUGCGUUGAUUGGCAGUCACAUGUCAGUUCUCCAGCAUGGACACGACCAUUGAAGUUCAGUAGUGUGAGAGAAACUUGGUUCUUAAACUUGCUUUCUGAGCUCUGAGCACCAGGUGAUGAGGCACAGGGGGGGGACCUCUGCUCUGUCAUGAUGGGGCCGGUUGAUUUACACAGACUAAAGGAAGUUGAGGAGGUAAUAAUUUAUGAGACAAUGUUAUGAUAUGAUUAUGUUCGACUGUGCCACAUUAACGCUUUUUCUUAUGGUAAUAUGUGUAUUUAUUACCAAUGCCAAAACAACUCAAACUCCACUUUGCGCUGUUUACUAUUUUAAUGAAAAGUGUUGAGGACAUAAAGCGGGGCCAAUGAACGCAGAAUCAGACUGACUGACCAAUUAAUCGACCAACUGAUUCCUGCAGAUUUUGAAGUAUUCAACUAAGGUAUUCCCACACACACACACACACAUACUCCUCCACUGUGGACUGACCUAAGCUACAGUUAGUUAUCAGCCUGUCAGAAAGGAGGACGCCACCCAGUGCACUGAACUGCUUGAACUGUCAAAAUCACAACAUUGUGCGUUGGCUACAAACCACCUCCUCCCUGGCCUGCCGUCACAUAAUGGCUGUGUGUUUAUAAUCGUCCGAUCACAGCUCGGCUGUCUUGACUGUUGUAGUUCAAUAGCAGUGGAGAAACAAUUUGGCCAAUUCCUACAUAAAAGGGCAGAGUGUUGUUUUUAACCAAAGUAAGCCCUUCUUGUUUCUGAUUGGCACUACCUUCCUCAUUCCCAGGUUUACUUUAAGUAUUUUGUUUCCUAACAAUUCCCAAGAACAUAAGCCUGUAAUUUACAUUUAUUGAGGCAUAGUGCAAUUAUGAAUGCUAUAAUCAUUGUACAUACAUCUCUCUCUCUCUAUAUAUAUAUAUAUGGCAGCAUCUUUGUUGGCUUCGUAAUCAUUACUUUUUUUUGGCAGAUUGAAUGUGCAGUAUUGAAAAUAUGUAUCUAUGUAAUUGUAUUGUAUGUCUAAUGGCUAAUUCAUUUUUGGAAGAAAAAAUAUGUUAUUUACAUGUUUGUUUUUGUUUCCUUUUUUUUUUAAGAGGAGAAUGUAAAUUUUGUGUUUUGCCAGUUUUAUUUCUCAGCAAAAAAAAAAAAAAAGCAAAGCAUUGUUCAUCUUCUGAACUGCAUAAAGAAGACUAGUAUUAUCUAUAACAGAUUGAUUGGUAUGCCAGUACUUAUAGUAGCCGGUCUGUUAAAUUGACUUUUAUAUGGAAAAACUGCAGACUGAAUCCAAUCUACAGGGCUAAUUGUAAUAGUUUAGUUCUUAAGGAACAGAGCACUUGUCAUAUAGGUGUAAUCACAUCACUCAUUGAUUCUUUUUAUAUUUAUAUUUCAUUAUUACACAGCUUCUCAGUAAGUAUUGAUUAACUUUGAGAUUUCUUAGUCUACAGCACACAGUGUGAUCCUGAAUACCCACCACCGAUCAACUGUAUAGGCUAGAUGUGAUAACAAGUAGCGCUACAACAAGCUGGAUGGCUGACAGGUAAAGUGUUGCUUUGGCUCAGAUUUAGUCUGAAAAUCUUGUUAAGGACGAGAUGUAAUUAUCUAACUGUUUGUGCUAACAGAUGGGAAUGCCGUCACCCUUUACACGCCCUCAAAUGAACCUCAAGCCUGAUAGAAACUAGAGUAUUAUCUGACCAGUGUACACAAACAUGACUCAACAAUUUGGCCUAAUUAGUAUGUUACAGGUGCUUUAUUUCCUCUUCUUUAAAUUAAUUUCCAUCGUGAUUGUCGCCAUUUCAUUAGAGUAUACAGUAUUAUUUUAGACUUUAUUUAUGAAAUGACAGCAUAGGAGAAAAUACACAACACUUCACAUGUACAUAUUGCCUUAUUGAAUAAGCUGUGCCUCUGAAGUCCCAUGCAAAGGCACCUGUGUUUUUAUGAGAAGUGAAGCUAGUGCAGCCAAUAAUGUCCCAUUGUGCAGCUGGAGGAUUGUUUGGUUUUGGCUUGGUGGUCUCUCUUUGUUAUUCUGUACUAUCAGAAGACCUGGGAACAGCAUUAAGGUGCAGCUCAUGUAGCUAAUAUGACAUAAUUACAGGACGUUAUAAGCACAUCAUGAGUGAAUUGUAAUCAGAACACACUUUCUAUUGAUUUCAUAAUAUCGUCACAUCAGAUUCAUGUCUUAAAACCUGUGCCACAGUGCAUUAUAUUACAUCGAACUGCCUGAUGUGCUUGCAAGGUGUCACAAUCUGGACUCCAAAUCAGCCACCAGCCACCUGCAGAGUGCUUUGUGACGUUUGGCUGUGGUUUGGCAUCUACUAGCCACUUUGGCAGGUAACCAGGCUUCACUUGGAGGUCCUGUUGUUUUCAGAUAUUUCAGCUGGCUGGUGAAAUUACUUACAAGGAUGGUUGAUCUUGGCAGGCAACCACCACUUAAGCAAGUUAAUCUCCAGUCCAGUUCACAGUGUACUUGAAGUAAAUCUUACAAUAACCGCUUAUUAACAGCAGGGCGUAAUAGGAAAAACUGAUGGCCAACUUGACACACAUUUUACUAAAUAGUGUCAAUGUUGCCAGAGGAGAUGUUUUGAAGCUGAACUACAGUUUUAACUUCUCAUUGUUGAGUUUGCAGUAAUCAGUAACUGCGUCCCCGCUGUUGUAAAGCUGCCAUUUACACCGUUCUUGUUUCUUAAAGGGAAAAUCCUUCUCUAAACAAUCCGCAUACAGCAUCCAACCAACUGAGCAGAGACUGUCCAUCCAUGUCUGUGAGCCCCGAAUAAUUCAGGAAGUAAAAGUGUGGCAUCAACUGAUAAUGAAUCUAAGAUUAAUGUCAUGGUUUAGCUUGUUUUUAUACAAUAGUGAAGGUGGAUUAUAAAAAAAUAAUGAUAUUGCACAAGCAAGGUAAGAUUUUAUCAGAUCAAUUUGAGCCAUGAAGGAUUGUUUCCAAGCUUUGUGACUUCAUGUUCACAUCAUUAUUCUGGGGGAGCACAUGAGUUCUUCAGGCUGAAUUUUCCCUUUAAGAGAGCUCAGACUCCGGCUGGUGUUAACUUGCUGACACACAUGGUUUGGAAAGCCGUGCUGCAGUUCAGUCAUGCAGUAUGUUCAAGAGCAGCGCAGUGUCAGAUACAGUGUAUUGUCAACUACGUUACGUAGAACUGCAGGGUCGAGUUUGAGGGGAAAAUACCUUUCCAUGAGCUGCUCUUGUACUCUUAGUCUUGGCCUACUCGUGGGUUUCUUUGCGCCAAAUCAUGAAGAUAUGAAGUUUAAUGACUCAUUUUGAAAUAGUGCUGUUAUGAUGACCUCCAGUCAUAACUGUGUAAAAAUGUUUCCUGUAUCCAUAAACUCACACUCCUUCAACAUGUUUCUGAAUGAAGCAACAUGUGUCUUUUCAAAAGUAUCUUGACUCUGAUUUUUUUUUUAAUCUUCUGUUAUUUCAGUAACCGAGCUAUCAUUUCUAUAAUGUGAUCAAUUUAAUGCCUUUAAAUGUGUACCAAUACUCCCCAUCAGAGG